Messenger RNA from Humulus lupulus (European hop), 1786 nucleotides. RefSeq names its product GATA transcription factor 19-like. The coding region runs from base 290 to 1450 and encodes 386 amino acids. Gene Ontology annotation, biological process: regulation of DNA-templated transcription. The record is from RefSeq and is a predicted model, not a curated record. The transcript has 10 exons. Lineage: Eukaryota; Viridiplantae; Streptophyta; Magnoliopsida; Rosales; Cannabaceae. Gene Ontology annotation, molecular function: sequence-specific DNA binding; protein binding; zinc ion binding.
GCUUGCUCAGGUUCUUCCUUGUAAAGCUCAACGGAGUUAUUUCUCGGUAACUGAAUAAAAGGGAAACUCUUUAUUGUAUGUGUAUUAUAUAAUAUAAACAGAGAGAAAGUUAGGGUUAGUGUUUGAAAAUUUGAGUCAAAAUUCAGGGAAGUGGAGAGGGGUUUAGUUUAGAGAAUUUUGCUAUUAGAAGGAAUUAGGAUUAGAAUUUGUGUAUGUAUUUAUAAUUUUUUUCUUGGUUUUGUUUGGGAAGCGUGAAAAUUUGGGGUGAAAGUGAACUCAUGCUCGAGAAAUGGAUACGGUCAAUCCGCAGCCACUACAAGCGAGACCGUUUGUAGCAGAAGAAGGAGGCCAAAUCGUGCAGUUUACUGUACCGGGAGAAAGCAAUGAAGUUGGUUUUGAUGUUGCUGUUGGUGGAGGUGGAGGUGGAGGUCGAAUCGAUUCUAUGAAUGGAGGAGUUGGAAUUGGAGAUGCUCCGAGGGACUUUGCAAUGGCUGCCUAUCGAAAUUCGGCUAUGCCUUCUCGGACUAGUGAGCUCACCAUUGCGUUCGAGGGCGAAGUCUACGUUUUCCCGGCGGUAACACCAGAGAAGGUGCAAGCAGUGCUGCUACUAUUGGGAGGGUGUGAUGUACCCAGCUGCGCUCCUAGCUCUGAAUUUAUAGUAGAGAAGAAUAGCAGGGUUACGAGUGACCUGACUCGAAGUUCCAAAAUUUCACGAAGAAUUGCAUCCCUUGUGAGGUUCCGGGAAAAGAGAAAGGAAAGAUGUUUCGAAAAGAAAAUUUUAUAUAGUUGUCGGAAAGAGGUUGCCCAGAGGAUGCAUCGCAAGAAUGGACAGUUUGCAUCAUCAAAAGAGUCAUCAUGCAAAACGGAUGUAGGAAACUGGGAUUCAAGUGACGGCACUCCUUGUGCAGAAUCUGUAUUACGUAGAUGCCAGCAUUGUGGGAUCAGUGAAAAGUGUACUCCUGCAAUGCGGCGGGGGCCCGGUGGUCCAAGAUCACUUUGCAAUGCUUGUGGACUCAUGUGGGCAAACAAGGGAACUCUGAGAGAUCUUUCAAAAUCAGGAAGGGCUGUUACUUUUUAUCAAAAUGAGACGGAAACUACAGCUGAUAUUAAGCCUUUAGCUGUGGAGGCAGAAAACUCCUUUCACGAACAGGAUGAUCAGGGAAGCCCGGAUGAGAUUAAGCCUGUCUCAUUGGAUUCUGAAAAUCCAUCCUUAAGGCUGAGCGAUCAGGAUUUGCAGGACCUUCAGGACAUGCGGGAAAUACAGGGAACUAAUGCUGAAGGAGUAACUGAUCAUGUGUCGAUUCAAGUAGAGAAUUCAUCAGUCGAGCUUGACGAGCAGGAAGCUCUGGAUGAAUUUGCCAACACAUCAGGGCCAGAAUUCGAUAUCCCUGAAAACUUUGAUGACCAGAUAUCAGUGUUUAGCAGUCUAACGUCAAAUAUGGGAGACUAACGAUAGAGGAUUUGGGUAAUAGAACUAGCUCUACAUUUUUAUGAAAGGUGGAGAAGGUACGUACAGGUUGGAUAGAUAGGCACUACUGCUACUCACUUUCACUAAAGCAAGUAGUAGUAACUUGUGAAUUUAAUGUGUGUGAAAUCUGGAAGAAGCAAGACAUGGUUUUUAUGGCCCAGAACCUAGGUGUGCAAUGCUGAUCACUACUCUUACUAACAGUAUACACUUGAUUAUCAGAGAAUGAAUGAUUUAUGUUUAUAGACACAAGAUCCUUCAGCUGUAUUCUAUAGUAAAGAAAAAUUCAUUCUAUAUAUAUAGUGUGAUUAGGUUUCUGUC